Molecule: messenger RNA, 1289 nt
Organism: Ornithodoros turicata
Lineage: Eukaryota; Metazoa; Arthropoda; Arachnida; Ixodida; Argasidae
Exons: 3
Coding region: 124-786 (220 amino acids)
Source: RefSeq, a predicted model, not a curated record
UCAGAGCGGUGGAACUUCCCGAACUGCACUGGAGCAGUUGAUGGGAAGCACAUACGAAUUGCCGCCCCUAGUAAGUCUGGGAGCACGUACUUCAACUAUAAGGGCCACUUCUCCAUCGUCCUAAUGGCCGUUGUGGACAGUCUAUACAGAUUCACACUCAUUGAUGUGGGUGCUGAGGGCCGUCAGAGUGACUCUGGUGUGUUCAAGGCUUCUGCACUUGGACAUCACCUAGAUGCUGGCACCCUAGGCAUGCCUGGAAUGAUGAAACUGCCACAGUCAAAUGUGAUCGUCCCCCAUGUUUUUGUGGGCGACGAAGCUUUUCAGCUGAAGCCAAACUUCCUUCGCCCGUAUUCUGGACAUGGUCUCUCUGUUAAGGAGAGAGUUUUUAACUUGAGGCUAAGCCGUGCCAGGCACUGUGCUGAGAAUGCAUUUGGUAUUCUCGCCUCACGUUGGAGGAUACUGCUGACGACAAUUAACCUCAAGCCAUCUAAUGUGGACAACGUUGUGAAGGCCGCUUGUGUUCUGCACAACUUCCUGGCUGAUUGUUGUGGGGUGCCUUCAGGAGUAGUCGAUCAGGUCGAUCGCUUCGGCAACAUCACCGAAGGGAGCUGGCAUGCCGAAGCAGGGCAUUUCGUUGAAGAACACCGCCUGGAGCGCACUUCUGCACGCAAUCAUAGUAGGGAUGCAGCAAGGUGCAGGGACUUGUAUGCUAACUACUUUGUCAGCAGUGCAGGCCAACUAGAGUGGCAGUGGCCGAGGGUAGGUGCUCAAGGGCCCCAAGAUUAACAUGAUGAAGAUUAUGCCAUUACAAAUAUGCGUAGUGAGAAAACACUGAUCAGGAAGAAUCCCAUCAAACACAGGCAUAUCAUAGUGAUCUAUCAAAUGAGAUAUAAACAGUUUCCUUGGCAUCUCGUGUUACUUUUUUAAAGUUUUUCCUUAUUAAAUUUAACAUAUGGUUAGUCUUACAUUAGACUUACUUGACAUUCCGGAGCGUCUGAUGAUUUCUGUAAAGGACAUGUUUUCCUUAUCAAACCAUAUUAAGAUAGUAGCUUAUGCUGAUUAUACCAGUUUAUCCCUGAAAGGGAAGUGUCUCAUAGAUUUAACAAUAAAAUUGGACAACUUAUCGAUCCCCCACACAUGGUCUAGUAAAACUUAUUUGAUAAUAGACCUCUCCCUGUUUGUAAACAAAUGACAUUAUAGUGUUCCACAGCGCCACCAAUUUAGUAGAGUUGAACUACACUCGAAGCUAUAACAGACUAAUAAAGUCGCGCCUGAACGCCAGGAUCUUG